AUGUAUUUUUUUUGUUUAAAGGAAAACGCAGAUCCCCAGAAAACGGCGUUCCUCCUGCGCAAGCAGUGGACCCUAUACAGCGUGACCCCCCUGUACAAGUUCUCGAGCGCUAACCUGAAGGAGUACGCCAGGCUGCUCGGCGCCUUCAUCGCUGCUGAGAAGCAGAAGGGCUUCGCCGUGGAAGUAGGGGUGGACUUGGACAUCAGGGUGACGUUCUCCAGCCUCCCCGACCUGAGAGGCAGCGAUCAAGACCACGCUGCGAUGCACGUGCAGCUUUCUUCAAGAUCAGUUUCCUCCAAAAAUUCAGAAGAGAAGCUGAUGUGGUCAGGCUGGUUCUGUUGUGUGUCUGGAGAUGAUCUUUCGGAGAACAUCCCUGAGGACUUCACUUGUUUACCUUUGUUUCUUGCUAACGGGGCAGAGAGUUACGCGGCCAUUGUUGGAAGCUGGUUUCAGAAGACUUUUGACUGCCGCUUCCGCCGUUUAGCAAUCAGCCCUCUCAAUCUCACUUGGAUGGCAGCCAUGUGGACUGGAUGCAAAGUGGAAAAAAAUGCAUCUGCAACAGAACUCGUUUUCUCUGUUCCCUGUCUUCCCCAGCCUCUGGAUAUUUCCUAUGCCAUUCACCCAGAAGAUGCAAAAGCUCUAUGGGACACAGUACAGAAAACUCCAGGAGAGAUCACUCAAGAAGAGGUGGAUCUCUUUAUGGACUGCCUUUACUCUCACUUCCACAGACACUUUAAGAUCCACUUGUCAGCUACAAAACUGGUAAAAGUUUCUACAGCAAUCGCCUCAGCACACUGUGAUGGGAUUAUAAAGUUUCUACAAAGCAAAUACCUAAUUGGAGUGCUGAUGCUGCUGACAGAACUAGCAAUCUCUCAGAUACAAUGAGACUUGUUUCAGCUGAUUUUCAUCCCAGAAAGGCUUACUGUGGAAGACUUAAGCUGAGAAACCUAUUGGAAGCUCACUCCUGCAAAAACUUUCCUUUCUCGCAUGCUUGCUGUCUGGAGUCAAACAUUAACUCCUGCACUCAAACCUGUAACUAGCAGUAAUUCAACAUCAUAAUCCACAGGAAAGAAGAAAAGAGAGAAAGGCCACAGUACUAAUUUCUAAUAGCUUAAGUAUCUUUGUGUUAUAUCAUAGUCAUACUAUUCAUUUAUGCUCAGUUAUCAACCAGGGGCCAGGAGAUAAAACUUUGCAAACUCCUGGAUGCAACUUAAUGAUAGAUAUUGUUUCAAACUGCAAUCAGGUUUUUCACUAACCUGGAUAGCCCCUGCUACAGGGCCUUUAUCUUUAGUUAAACUUAGUAAUACUCUUGGGCCAAAAUCUAAAUGCAAAGUCAAGCACACCUGAGAGAGAAAGGCAUGCAGGUUAUGAGGCAGAAAAAUCCAGGUUUCUAUCUUCAUACUGGUAAGGGUCUAAAAUCUCUUGCUAGGGCCAGCAUGUAACAGUAGCUAAGCAUAUGCUUGCUCCCCAGUUGGGUUAAGGAAAAAAAAAAAUUUAACUGACAACUGUCUUGUGUUUCCUACUUGUCCUCACAGACAAGUUAAUGCAUAGAGUAAUCAAGGGCUGUCUAUAAGCUACAGACUUGGUCUGUUUUGCCUGGUGUUUUAUCUUCUGCAAUGUAAUCCUGUAGUCUGGAGAGCUCUUUGGAUUGAAGCCAUGGGCACUACAACUUUAUACUAGCUCUU
Struthio camelus australis is the source of this 1685-nucleotide messenger RNA. The record is from RefSeq and is a predicted model, not a curated record. NCBI's taxonomy places the organism in Eukaryota, Metazoa, Chordata, Aves, Struthioniformes, Struthionidae.